AUGUAUACCUUGGCUCAAAGCACCGUUGAAAGUGCCUUCUACACAUCCGAUGGCACAGAAGACCAAGUCGUCUUGAGCAACAAAAGUUUCGACAGCAACAACUCGAACAACUACAUGCCGGUGCUUGUCAAGGUUGCUUCGCUCACUCCUUCGGAUUCUGAACGAGUCUCCCAAGAUUCUGAGAGCCAAGCGGGCCCAGAUGCAAUGGACAAUGGCGCAACCUGCCCCCCAGCUGAGCGGGAGCAGAUAGUGCCGACUAUCGUGGACCUGGAGUCGCCCUUGAUCGUCAAAGAAAUCAGUCCGCCGUCGACCAGCCCGGCAGUCCAAGCACCGGCAAUACCACUGAAUGUAGUUCCAGGUACGAGGCUCCCUGCCUCUACCAAGUUGCAGAAGAUGAUUCGCGAGACGAGCAACUUGAUUGUGUGUCCUGGUGUCUAUGAUGGUCUGUCGGCCCGCACUGCGAUCGAGGUUGGAUUUGACGGUCUCUAUAUGGUGAGAUGACCUUCUUAUCCUAUUACCUCCAGCAACACCUAAGCUGACUUGUCAUAGACAGGUGCAGGGACAAGCGCAUCUCGUCUCGGAAUGGCGGAUCUGGGACUUGCCACGCUUGCAGACAUGCGUGCUCAUGCCGAGAUGAUCUGUAGCUUGAAGCCCAAUGGUCCUCCGGUCAUUGCUGAUAUCGAUACCGGAUACGGCGUAAGUAGAAUUCCAAUGCAGAACACGAGUGAUGUUGUGCGUAUCUGACGUCAAAUCCAGGGCGCCAUGAUGGUCUAUCGCUCAGUGUGCGAAUACAUCCGUGCUGGCGUUGCAGGCUUCCAUCUUGAAGAUCAACUGCUCGAGAAACGUUGCGGUCAUCUCAAGGGCAAAGCUGUCGUGUCUGCCGAAGAGUGGUACACCCGCAUCCGAGCCGCGCAAAUGGCUAAGCGAGACAUGGGCUCCGACAUCGUACUCAUAGCUCGCACGGACGCUCUCCAGUCGCGAGGAUACGAUGAGUGUAUUGUACGCUUAAAAGCUGCUCGCGACUUGGGCGCUGACGUUGGUCUCCUGGAGGGCUUUACCAGCAAAGAGCAAGCGCGCCAGUGCGUCAAGGACCUGGAAGGCUGGCCGCUACUACUCAACUCAGUCGAGAAUGGAGCUAGCCCGCUCAUUACCGUCGAUGAAGCACGCGACAUGGGCUUCCGCAUCAUGAUAUUCAGCUUUGCCAGCAUUGCACCUGCCUACCAAGCCAUUCGGGCAACUUUCCAGAAGCUGAAGACCGAGGGUAUCCUUGGCACCAAGGGCGAAAUCACGCCGCGCAAAAUCUUCGAAGUCUGUGGCUUGGAGGACUUAGUGGAAAUUGACUCAGGGGCCGGAGGAAGCAGCUUCAAGGCAGGCGUCUAA
Messenger RNA from Lecanosticta acicola, 1380 nucleotides. The record is from the annotation of a GenBank genome assembly. Lineage: Eukaryota; Fungi; Ascomycota; Dothideomycetes; Mycosphaerellales; Mycosphaerellaceae.